AGACAACGAAAUCGAUAGGUCUAAAUUCUUGAGUCUGGCACUCACCAAGCGGUAGAGUGUCUCCCACUCAGGAUUCGCGAGACAGUAGGGGUUGUUCAGAGCAGCCGACGGGGUCUCCUUAAAGGAGCGGAGCUCGACGGAGGAGACAAAGAAGCGACAUCGAGCCGCGCCUAUCCGAGUUGAGUCCUCUGAAGAAGAAAGCAUGCCCGAAAAGCAGAGCAUAAGGCCAGGCCUCGGGAAUUUCCUCGCACUGCCCCAGCCGAAGGAUAAGGUCCAAGUGACCUACAUCUGGAUCGACGGCAGUGGUGAAGGUCUCCGGUGCAAGACCAAAACCGUUUCGAAAGAGCCAUCGAAACCUGAAGAUCUCUCGAUUUGGAGUUACGAUGGAUCGUCGUGCGGACAAUCUCAGGGCAGGAACUCCGACGUCUACCUGUACCCAGUCGCCAUUUACAAGGACCCAUUUUUGGGAGGCCCUAACAAAUUGGUCAUGUGUGAGACCUAUACCUGGGAGAAAAAGCCUCAUCCUUCGAACAAACGUCACUCGUGCAAAAAGGCUUCCGAUGCCUGCAGGGAGCACAAGCCAUGGUUCGGUGUGGAGCAGGAAUACACUCUCCUGGACACCGACGGUCAUCCGUACAUGUGGCCGAAACAAGGAUUCCCGGGUCCUCAGGGUCCGUACUACUGCGGAGUUGGCGCUAACAGAGUCUUUGGUCGCGACCUCGUCGAAGCCCAUUAUCGCGCGUGCCUUUACUGCGGCCUCUCCAUUUGCGGCACGAAUGCUGAAGUGAUGCCCUCCCAGUGGGAGUACCAGAUCGGGACGUGUGAUGGAAUCGAUGUUGCUGAUCAGCUAUGGAUCUCCAGAUACAUACUGCAGCGGAUGGGUGAAAGUUUCGGAAUAGUCGUGUCGUUCGAUCCGAAACCGAUGAAAGGAGACUGGAACGGGGCAGGGGCUCACAUGAACUUCUCGACAGAAGCUAUGCGCAAUCCAGGCGGCAUGACGGCCAUCAACGAAGCCAUCGAGAAGCUUUCCAAACGCCACGCGGCCCACAUCAAGGCAUACGAUCCAUCGGGAGGGGUCGACAACGCCAGACGACUAACCGGCGCGCACGAGACCGCGCGGAUCGACCAGUUCAGCUCUGGAGUUGCCAACAGAGGCGCUUCCAUCCGAAUUCCGAGACAGGUAGAUGCGGACGGUCAUGGCUAUCUUGAGGACAGGAGACCUGCCUCAAACUGUGAUCCUUACUCCGUCGUUGAUAUCUUGCUCAGAACCAUACUCAUGGGCGAGACCGCGGACGGCUCGAGCAAGUCCGACUGA
Molecule: messenger RNA, 1315 nt
Organism: Galendromus occidentalis (western predatory mite)
Lineage: Eukaryota; Metazoa; Arthropoda; Arachnida; Mesostigmata; Phytoseiidae
Product: glutamine synthetase 2 cytoplasmic
Exons: 4
Coding region: 203-1315 (370 amino acids)
Cellular component (GO): cytoplasm
Molecular function (GO): glutamine synthetase activity
Source: RefSeq, a predicted model, not a curated record